CAGAUCAGCGCUGCUCAGUGAGCUCGCAGCAGCCAGGGCGGUGAGCAGGUGGAAUACCCGCGAGGUGGCACCAGGAGAACAGGGCUGACAGCAGCGGCAGGGCAGGAGCGGAGCCGAGACAGCACUGAUUAAUUAAUUAAAUGUGAUAAGAGUAAUAAAGUGAACCUCCGCGUCUUGCUUCCUCUAGCACUGAGGGAGACGCCUCACAGGACGCUGGAAAAGAGCACAGCAGGAUGGUGAUUUGUCGGGAGCAGGGCUCUUGGGGAGGAUCUCCUGCCAUGCUCCUGCUCUUUGGCUCUUCCACUUGUCCCAAGGAACCGGCUUAAGGAAUCACCCAGCAGCAGCAGCCACCAGGGCAUCGCUGUGCCCGUGGCUCUGGCUUUCUCUGCUGCUGUCGUGACAGAAACUGCCCGAUGGUGUCAGAACUGCUGCACAUCGAGACCACAGGAGGCCAAGAUGAGCAGAGAGCACCUCUCCCACGAGGGAAGGCUGGGAGAAUUGGGAUUGUUCAGUUUGGAGAAAAGAAGGCUCCAGAGUGACCCAAUUGCAGCUUUUCAGUGUGUUUCUCAUCUGGGAGCUGACAAGAAAGAUGGAGAGAGACUGUGGACAAAGGCCUGGAGUGCCAAGGCAAGGGGAAAUGGCUUCCACUGCCAGAGAGCAGAGAUAGAUGGGAUAUUGGGAAGAAAUCCUUCCUGUGAGGGUGGGCAGGCCCUGGCCCAGAGAAGCUGUGGCUGCCCCUGGAUCCCUGGAAGUGUCCAGAGCCAGGCUGGACAGAGCUUGGAACAGCCUGGGACAAUGGAAGGUGUCCCUGCCCAUGGCAGGGGAGGGGGCACUGGAUGGGCUUUAAGGUCCCUUCCAGCCCAAACCAGUCUGGGAUUUUAUGAAUUUCCAAUUCCUGGCUCAGAGGGCACAUCCAAACAGCUUUGUGAGGAACGCUAACAGAACAGUCCCAGGAAUACAGUAAGAGGCUUCCCAGGGAUUUUGAAGUUGUGUAUCAUUCUUCUGUUCCUCUUGCCCAGAGUCAGGACAGCCUGAACCACAGCUCAGCACAAGGAGGAGCUCACGGGAGUAUCCCCAGGAUCUUCUGGGAUGUUUGGCUUGUGGCACAUGAGGAUUUUACUAGGAAUGACACAACUGGUCUUUUAUAUCUAUUUCCUGCUAUAAACAAUUCCAUAUAAAGCAUUUCAUAGAAACACAUUUUGUUAUGCAAACACACUAAAAGAGGGAGAACAGUGUGAGUACAUAAACUUACUGCAAAUGAUUAAUGAGGCAGUAAUUAGCCAGAGGAGCAUUAAUGGGCUGUGAGCAAUUCAGAUAAGCACAAGGCACAUGCCAGCCUGGGAGCAUCACUCGUGACACCAGAGACAAAGCGGAGCCGGAAUCAGGGCUUGGCUGAAAACUUUGUCAGUGGAGGACAAGAAAAAGCUAUUUUUCCAGCACAAAAGUCAGACAAGUCACCCCCACCCACAGGUAGAACACAGGGCAGAUAGACAUGGAGCAUAAAUUUAUCCCAACUAGUUCUACACUUUUUAUAUUGGGAGUGUAGUUGUCCCUCUUGGUGUCUGUUCCAACUUCCAACAUCUGCAAGGUGUUUUUAUAAUGUUCUAGUAAUUAUAAAUCAGGAGAUUUUAAGACAUUUCCAUUUUGGACGUGGGAACUGACAGCAAAUUUGAAGCUUCUAAACUAUUGUAAUAGUGGUAAGUCUGUUUUCUACUUUCCCAGAUCUUUUUAGCAGCAUGAACUUGCUGACAAAGAGUUAUAUGAAAUCCGAAAGAAACUUUUCUCUUUAAAGAUAAAAUGAGUCUUGCAGUUCACCAGCCUACUUCCAGACAUUCCUGCACUUUGAUACCAGCUUCUGCAACUGAGAGAUACUCGGGCUCCUAAAAUUUGGGGUCAUCCAAAAGUCCAUCAAGCACCACAACAUGCCACAUCAGCAGAAACACAGCAGUGCUCAGGCACUUUGACGAAGUUUGCUUACGACAAACCUUCUAUUUCUCAGCAAAUAAGAACAAGUUCUUCUCACCUCAUCCCCCUCCAGCGAGUUCAUGAGAUUAGAGCCUUCCUGAACUCCUUGCCCUCCUCAUCUGCAGUUGUUUCAUUUCUUUCUGCUGCUCCUCUCUGGGAGGGAGGGGGCACAGGCAGUGUGAGCAUUCAGGUGCACUUGAGGCUACCAGUGUGGUACUGUGUGUCUUCUGCUGGUAACACUGACCUCACCUGGCUUUUUGGGAUUAGUGAUCCUUCUCUUCUUUCUUUCAUUCCUUCCUUCCAUGGGAUUCUUGCUAAGAAACCAUCUGUAUUUUACUGCUCAAAUAAAAAGGCAGAAAGAAAUUAGAGACUGAGGGAUUUUGUUCAGGCAUUUUUUUCAGUUGAGAUGAAUAUUCACAAAGUCAGUCAAGGAAGGGCAUUCCCAAGUGCACAAGGUUGUUUGGUGAACACCACAGGAAAGAAGAUGGUCCCACCAUUUAGGAGACUGGUCUUGCUUUUAGUUUUCUAAUCUCUUUCAUGGACCCUGAGAGACCCUGUGUGGGCCUCAGUCAUGCUUUAGUUUGUACUGGAAACCUUUUGAUGACUAAAACAAACAGGACAAAAGAGUUAUCCUAGGCUAAAAAAAGAGGUACCCUAGGAUAAAAGAGCUAAUAACGAUUGGACAUUCAACAGUCAAAUUAAUUAUUUCAAUCUCAUUCUUCACUUGGUGUUGUCAGAUAAUAAGUGUUUCUAAACCAAGAGCAAACAUCCUACCCAGAGAGCCCAAAACUGGUGAUACAUAUGCUUUAAUCAAAGCACUGCAUUCAACACACCAAUGUCAGAAACAGGUAAUUCCCCCAAGCCUGUCACUGUCUAGCAGAGCACUGUUUGGAGAACAAUGAAAUUACUUUCAUCUAAGAGUGUUCUAAUUUAAUAAUAAAUAAAUAAUGGUAGUGUCUGGCUGUCACAGUGGUCUGCUAAUGCCAUGGAGUCUGCUUCCGGGCAGGAAUUGCCCACUGAUAUUAUCAGUCAUUGUAAACUGUCUUGGCUGGGAAGUCAAUCAUUAACUCUGGUCCUCAUGUCAUAAAAACAUCAUAUUGUAAGAGCAUGACUCGCUUAAGGCUCUCACUAAUCAAUCAGGCAUACAGCAGGAAUACAGCAACACAUAAAAGGAGCCAGAGGCUCGGGAAAUCCUUCAGCUAAGGGGAGACAAGCUGCACCGAGGUUUAUCUCCAUGGAGAAAUCCACUGACAAGCCAAACAAGGAAAACAGAUCGUCAGCUCCUGGAGCACUGCAGGCUGAGGCAGACAGUCCAGCGCCCGUGGCAGGAGGUGCUGCAGAAAUGAGCAGAGCAGGAUCCGUAACACAAAACUCAAAACAUGAGAAGAGAGUGGGAUUCACUGAAGAGUGUACUGAAGAAAUGGAGAGACCUUCAGGAACAGAGAGAGACAGUCCUGCUGCCUUUAAACCAGCAGUUUUGGAGCAAGACUCUCCAAACUCAAGGCCGCUCGCUGUGCUAACGGACACAAACUCUCCCGAAAUGAGCACGUUGGAACUGAACCACCAGUGCUCAGACACAGCCACCCUGGACAUGGACUGCAUGAUCUGCUUCAACAAGUACAGCAUCUACAGAGUCCCAAAGCUCCUGGACUGCCAGCACACCUUCUGCGCUGUCUGCCUCAAGCUGAUCCUCAGGAAAGAGGAGAGCACCUGGACAAUCACCUGCCCUCUCUGCAGAAAGCCCACCUUUGUGUCAGGAGGGCUCAUCCGCACACUCCAGAAUAAAGAAGACGUCCUGGAGCGCUUGGAGAACCUUGGUUCAAACCCUGAGGUGUACGUCUGUGCCAUGGGGCUGGAUGGCAACAGCUGGACUCAGAGCAGCCCAGACAUCUUGAACACAGAGGAAAGCAGCGCAGCACACAGCAGCCUGGCUGUGCAGAGACUCCUGCUGCUCCUGCUGCUGGGGGUGAUCCUCGCCAUGCUCAUCCUCCCCUUCAUGUACUCAGGGAGGGUGAAAUGGGUAAUUUGUCUCCUGCUUACUUUGGGGUUGCUCAUGUCUAUGGUGCUUUGCUGCACUCCUAAAUUCCACUGCAGGUGCAAGAAGGACUCCCCUGCCUCCUGUGACAAGGAGAUCCACGUUGUUACUGUUGCCUGAAACAAUUAACCUACCUGUUCCAGAGAUCAGGGACUGGGCCAAGGUGCAUGCUGGGCACACCAGUGAGUUUUGGACUUAAAAACAAUCUCUCAGAGAAUAAAUUCAACAGUUGGCUGAGCUGGCUCAAUGCCAAUGCACACUGUUGUUAAAUCUCAUUACUGCAAACAAAAUUAACUAUUUAUAUGUUGAUAUUUAUGUGUUUUCACACUUUUUUUUUUUUUGUAAUUGUGUUGGUUUGCUUUUGCCAUUUUGUUCAUGUCUGUGUCCCCUCCUGAUCAGCUCUGCAGGAUGUUAUCUGGAACAUCUGGGAGGUGAUGUCCUGCAAAACUCCACAGUUGUGGUUCCCACUCUGAAAACACAGACACCUUUUCUUGGGACAGAGUGGGAAAUAAGGCUGCUAAAUCAGGGAGUGGGUGUUUGGAAGAGAGUUUUUUUAACCCAGAUUAUCACCUCAAUCCCUGGCAGGGAUGGGAAAAGGGGAUGUCAGUUGAUGUCAUUUGAAAUUACACACAAAAUUGGAGAGGAAGAGGCAAAAUCAACAUUCCUGAUCUUGGUUUGUGGCUUGCAAAGGGCAAGGCUCAAAAACCUCAUGACCCUCCAAAUUCCCCACAUUAUGUAGCACUGAAAUAGUUCCUCUCACCUGUAUUCCUUUAUCUGGCAAACUGCAGGACCUCUCUUCUUGCCCCCUUUACAUUGCUCUUGAAGAUGCUCACAGAGGUAAACAGAAAUCCAUUGACUGCACCACACCAUGUGUGAUAUUUUAAAAUGGAAUGUCUCCAUUAAAUUUAAAUAAUAUGAAUUGCUUAUUGACUUCUUUGUUUCAAUUCCUCAUUGACAGUUAAUGUCAAAGCAAUUCCUAGUUUCCUUAUUGACAGGAAUUGUAGCUGAAAAAGUGUAUUAGGGAGUCUGCAGAGCUGAGGUGGUGAGUAAAGCAAAGCAGUAAAGUGUUGGGGUGUUCCUUCAUUUAAAAAAAUACUUAGUUACUAAGAAAAUACCCUGAAACCCAACUAAAAUUAAACUGAGGGAAAAAAUAGAUUUCUCUAGUUAAACUGCAUGUUUAAGAGUGUCAAGGAUCUCAGGAGACCUUGGAUCAGGUAAAUAUUUGUGUUUGAUAAGAAUGGAAACUGAUGUCCUGCAGUUGCUCAGUAUAUAAAUACACAGUGUCUCACAGCAGAUAAAACAGAUUAGACUAAGAGGGUAGGAGCUCUUGGGCAGCUAAAGUCUUGGAAAACACAGUUUUGUUUUCUGCCAGGAAUGGGAGCCUUCAGGGAAUAUAAAUCCUCUGGAUAUUCUCAGCUCUUUGGACAGCAACAAGGCUUACUGCAGAAUACAUAUGACAUUUGCUAAUCACCAACCAGAAAAAAAGCUUUCCAGCUGGGAAAAAAAGCAGGUAGUUUUAAAACCAAAUACUGCAUUAUUCCAAAUAUAAAGACUGGACCAGAUAUUUAGCUGCACUGAAAAUAAUUUCAGAAACACUGGGCAAGUCUUAAAGCUCACAGACAAUAUUGUUGUUGAGUUCCCUUCACCAAUACCAGUGGGUGACUAGUACUGUAAAGGUCUGUAACAAAUAAAUUAAUAUUGGCCUGAA
Molecule: messenger RNA, 5708 nt
Organism: Passer domesticus (house sparrow)
Lineage: Eukaryota; Metazoa; Chordata; Aves; Passeriformes; Passeridae
Gene: RNF186
Product: ring finger protein 186
Exons: 1
Coding region: 3200-4120 (306 amino acids)
Biological process (GO): protein ubiquitination
Molecular function (GO): ubiquitin protein ligase activity
Source: RefSeq, a predicted model, not a curated record